Aethina tumida (small hive beetle) is the source of this 1650-nucleotide messenger RNA. RefSeq names its product splicing factor 3A subunit 3 (gene noi). The record is from RefSeq and is a predicted model, not a curated record. NCBI's taxonomy places the organism in Eukaryota, Metazoa, Arthropoda, Insecta, Coleoptera, Nitidulidae. Bases 95 to 1597 code for a protein of 500 amino acids. Gene Ontology annotation, cellular component: spliceosomal complex; nucleus. Gene Ontology annotation, molecular function: RNA binding; zinc ion binding. Gene Ontology annotation, biological process: mRNA splicing, via spliceosome. The transcript is spliced from 10 exons.
UUUAUGUAUGCCGUUUGACGCUUUUAAGGUUAUGUCAGCGUCAACAUCGGUAGCGCUGUAAGAAUAAUCCAACAAUUCAUCAAAAUAAAGCAAAAUGGAAACAAUUCUCGAACAACAACGUCGAUACCAUGAAGAAAGGGAGCGUUUGAUAGACACAAUGGUGAAGGAAAUGCUCCAUAAGAAAAAUACGUAUCGUGAGACCAUAAAUUCGGAUCACAGACAAAAAUAUUUGCUUGAUCGUUACAUGACGGCAACAGACCGUCUAAUCGAUUUGUAUGAAGAUAAAGAUGGCCAAAGGAAGGCCGAAGUUGCCGCGCUCACUGGUCCCAAUGAAUUUAAUGAGUUCUACAGCAGACUGAAGCAAAUUAAGGACUUUUAUAGGAAACAUCCCAAUGAAAUUAGUGUUCCAAUGUCAGUGGAGUUUGAUGACUUGGCCAAAGCUAGAGAGAAUCCUUCAGAAGAGAUGGCUAAUCUUGUUGAAUUUACUGAUGAAGAAGGCUAUGGAAAAUACUUGGAUUUACAUGAAUGUUAUGAAAAAUACAUUAAUUUAAAGGGAAUAGAGAAAGUAGAUUAUAUAACAUAUUUGGCAUCUUUCGAUCAGCUAUAUGAGAUUCCAAAGGAAAGAAAAACUGGAGAAUAUAGAAAAUAUUUGCUGACUUUAAUAGAAUACUUAAGCUGGUUUGUGCAAAGAAUUAAACCUCUAAUGGAUUUGGAUGCUGAUUUGCAAGAGGAAGUGGAUAAUGUUAUAAAUAAUUGGGAAAGUGGGAAUGUUCCUGGUUGGCCAAAAGAAACUGGUUCAGUAUUAGCAAAUGUUGGAGCUCAUUUAGAUUUGUCAGCAUUUUCCAGCUGGGAGGAAUUGGCGUCGUUGGGAUUGGAUCGCUUAAAAUCCGCACUUAUGGCUCUUGGAUUAAAGUGUGGAGGUACACUGGAGGAACGUGCACAAAGAUUAUUCUCAACAAAAGGCAAAGGUACACUGGAUCCUUCACUAAUGACAAAAAACAACAAAGGCAGAGCCAACAAAGAAAAAGAGAAUUUAAGGCACAGAGAAAUUGCAACCUACGAGGCCCAAGUUUACAGAUUGGCUGAAUUGGUGUCCAUGCAAAGAGCAGCAACCAAAGAAAAUGUCCAGCGAAAACAAGCCAGAACUGAUGGCGAAAGAAACGACAGUGAAAAUGAGGAGAGUGAAGAGGAUAGUCCUGAUGAAGCUGAUGACGACGUUCCUUACAAUCCUAAAAAUUUGCCUUUAGGAUGGGAUGGAAAGCCAAUUCCAUACUGGUUGUAUAAAUUGCAUGGCCUGAACAUCAGUUAUAACUGCGAGAUUUGCGGUAAUUACGUAUACAAAGGACCGAAGGCCUUCCAAAGACAUUUUGCGGAGUGGAGACAUGCGCACGGGAUGAGAUGUCUCGGAAUACCAAACACUGCGCAUUUUGCUAACGUUACUCAGAUUGAAGACGCAUUAGCCCUGUGGGAAAAACUCAAGGUGCAGAAACAGAGUGAACGUUGGCAGCCCGAGACCGAGGAAGAAUACGAGGAUUCGCAGGGAAACGUGGUUAACAGGAAAACUUACGAAGAUUUAAAAAGACAAGGACUUUUAUAAACAAGUGUGUUUCAAACUUUAUAUUAAAAUUUAUAAUACAAUAACAAUAUACA